GCAGCCAACCGGAACCCUGAGCACCAGCGGUGGCCCCACCCGGUCCGGAUGGUGACCAAGUGGGUGGAUUAUUCCAACAAGUACGGCUUCGGCUACCUGCUGUCCGAUGGGUCGACGGGGGUGCUUCUGGCUGACGGGACCCACCUGGUUCUCUGCCCCUACCACCAGCGCGUCACUUACUGUGCAGAGGCCCCCCAGGUGGCCUCCUUCCCGCAGCGGGAGGUGCCGGCGUCCCUCAGCAUCAAGAUGGGCAUCCUUGAGUUCUUCACACAGUACAUGCAGCGGCGGCUGCUGGAGGGGGGCCUCCAGCCGACCAGCCCCGGGAGCUCUGGGGAGGAACUGACUCUCCGGCACUUCGCCAAAUCUGACGAGGCUCUCCUGAUGGUCUUUAGCGAUGGAAGCCUGCAGGUCAACUUCUACCACGACCGCACCAAAGUCGCCCUCAGCCGCUGGGGCGGAGAGACUCUCCUGACGUUUGUGGACGGCCAGUGCCAGAGUGCCACCUCCCCCCUGGAUGCCCUGGCGCGGGAAGGGUGGGCGCCCCCCCUGCGGGAUCGGAUGGUCUACACUCUGCACAUGCUCCACUGCCUGUAGAGACACUCUUCCCCUCCCUACAAGAAGACGCCCUCCACCACCCUAGAGGAUGCUGGGCAGACCCGAUCCUGCUUGUGCUCUGAGCGGCUGAAAGAGACGGUGCUGAACCCGGGAGGUUUGGGGCUUGAAAGUGGCUGUGUGUGUGUGUGUGUGUGUGUGUGCACGCGUGUGUGUAGGAGAGGGAGGGGAAAGGAAGGCGGCAGGUAGGCAGGUGAAGGAGGGGUGGGAACGGCUGGAUCGUCCCCACCUGAUCUUUUCUGGCUACCAAGAAGGAGGUGCGGAAGACCCGACACAGGGCAAAGGGAGGAAAAGGCAGGCAGGUGGAGGGUGUGGGCUGGCACUGGUGCAAAAGGUGUGCAAGGCAGAUGUUCCAGAAAGUAGUGAGAAAAGGCAGAAGAAAGGUGAAGCGGGCGGUGGGGGAGACAGACCAGAAUCCUUGCAAGGAGAGGUCCGGCCAGAGGGGGUCCCUGGGUGCUGGGCUC
Messenger RNA from Pogona vitticeps (central bearded dragon), 1076 nucleotides. The record is from RefSeq and is a predicted model, not a curated record. NCBI's taxonomy places the organism in Eukaryota, Metazoa, Chordata, Lepidosauria, Squamata, Agamidae.